CUUGGAAUGUUUCACUCCGGCGGGUUAGAUACAAAGUAACAAUCGGGGGUUCGGAGCCUCAGGCAGAUCACAUGGUCACAUGGGCAGCGGGCAACGCUUGGCACACAUCCCUGGCACCCUGCGCUUCACCCAGUGCUGCCAAACCCACCUGUGUGUCCAAUCAAUCAGGAGAGCAGCCCUCACUAGCCGCCUGGACAAACAUUACACUCAGCUGGAUACCGGGCACUGCCUUAUGGUGCCAGCCAAGGGCUACCUACCAUAACCACCUUAAAUCCCUGUGAGGCUGCUGGAGGAGGGCGCACGGCUGUGCCCGGAGACUCGGAAUACUUACUAGUCUGGACUGCAGGAUUGCCCUGAGAUUUAUUAAACUGGCACCGGACUCCAGCCACUCCUAGGAGGGCACAGCGCAGCUGGCAAGGCUUGGGAGAAAAAAAAACACCAACUGUUUGUUUUGCCCAUGUGGAUCCUCUCUGCUGUGUGAUCGUGGUGUAAGCUUCUGUCUGUGCCAAGGGUUGUGAGGGCUGGUGUGGGCAUGAGGACAGCCUGAUCCUGCCUUCCACCUCCUGCCCUCCCCCUGCCUGGCCACCCUGACUGCCCACCGAAAAGAGAUGUCCAGGAGAAAACAAAGCAAUCCCAGACAAAUCAAACGUUCCCUCGGUGACGUGGAGGACCCAGACGACAAGUUAGUAGAGAUGACCAACCAUUCAGAAAAUGAUGGGGUUGAUUCUGAUCAGGAAGACUCUGCCGAUUGUGUCUCAUCUAGCCCAUCCUACAGCGAAGGCCAUGAGGGAGAGAGAAGCAGUCCAGUGACUCAACCAUUAGAGGAAGAAUCGCUAGACGCAGGUUCAAAGCCAGCUGAACUCUCGCAAGCUCCGUCAUCACCCUGUGUUUCAGAGGUUGAAUCUCAAGAAGCCAGAGAGGAUAUUAAGAUGGCUGGGAGUCCGUUCAGUAGCCAGGACCCCGAGGAGACACAGAGUUGGAAUGGGCCAGAUGAACUGGUUUUGGAGAUACCCUCCCCAGAUGGUAUUGUACAGGUCCGUGCACAGAGUCACCUGCCUGAAGGCUUUUCUUGGGGUCCUUAUAAAGGAAGCUUCAAUGGCACGUCAUCAUCUCCUAACCAUACAGAACCAAGCAUCUCUCCAUCGUUGGAUGUGGAAGAUGAUUGCUGGCUAAAGCACGUAAAGCUGGUUUCAUGUGAAGCGGAAGCCAACUCUGUUUUAUACAGGAAAGGUGACCAGAUUUGGUGCCGUACAUCACAGGAUAUAGAGCCAGGUGAGGUGAUCCUGGCCUUCCUAAUGGCUGAACCACAAGCCAUCCCCAAUUACCCAGUGAAAGAAGAACCAGGAGAAACCUCUCAGAGCUCAUCCAGCCUUCCAGAGUUCCAGCUGCUCCCCCAGCAGGCCGGCAUGGCAGCCAUAUUAGCCACAGCAGUUGUCAACAAAGAUGUUUUUCCAUGCAAGGACUGUGGUAUCUGGUAUCGAAGUGAACGCAACCUUCAGGCCCAUCUUAUGUAUUACUGCGCCAGUCGACAAAGCUCCACCUCCCCUUCCAUGGAGGAGAAACCCAAGGAUACCUACCCCAAUGAGCGAAUUUGCCCUUUUCCACAAUGCAAGAAGAGUUGCCCCAGCGCCAGCUCCCUAGAGAUCCACAUGAGGAGUCAUAGCGGCGAGAGACCGUUUGUGUGCCUGAUCUGUCUGUCUGCCUUUACAACUAAAGCCAACUGUGAACGUCAUCUUAAAGUCCACACAGAUACUCUGAAUGGUGUUUGCCAUGGCUGUGGAUUCAUUUCUACCACCAGAGACAUCUUGUACAGCCAUCUGGUCACCAAUCACAUGGUGUGCCAACCAGGAUCCAAGGUCGACAUGUAUCCUGCUAUAAAGCCACUCCCUGCAGCCAAACCCGCAAAUCCAGGUCUGAGCCAGAUUACAGCUGCCAACAUUCUGAAGUGUGGCUUGUGUGGGUUCUUGGCGGAGAGCCUUCCCAGUCUUCAGCAGCAUGCACUUCUACAUGCAUCACCUUCAGCAGCAUUGACCCCUGUACCUGCAAAGUCCCCCUCUGACUCUCAUAAUGAACAAAAGACUGAGCGUUUGGAAAACGGUGAUGCCAAGACUCAGAUACCAUCAUCAUCAUCAUCAUCUUCUCCUUUAUCUGGUAGCGAAGAGCCACCUCUAAAACUUAAAAUUAAAGAGGAGCCAGAACGGCAACAAAGUAUCUGUGAGUCAAGAAUUUCUAGUUGCGAGGCAGGAGAUGGAGCUGCACUAGUACCAUCUCCAACAGUUAAGGUGAAAACUGAAACAUCAAGUCCUACACCAGGUUCCAGUCCUGUCCCAUCUGAAGCAGGUGCAGCACCAGGUGGAGGAACAGUGGUCAUCCCACCAUAUGCCUUUGGGCAUGAGGCUACUACAGCAAUAGUCCCUCAGGCUUCUGAGAUCCUUGCAAAGAUGUCUGAGUUGGUACAUAAUCGUCUAAAGCAGGGUCAAGCUGUUACUCCGGCUGGAUUUCCAGGAACACCUUCACCAAAAGGUGCUACGUGCUUUGAGUGUGAAAUUACCUUUAAUAAUAUCAAUAACUAUUAUGUACACAAACGACUCUACUGCUCGGGGAGACAUGUGAAUGAAGAAAGUCCAACAAGUGGACGCAAACUUAAACUAGUGCCAGCAAGAGUAGCUAGUACCUCUGGAGUUUCUGUUCCACCUCCAGUUGAGGAUCAGCAGAUAUCCCCACCCCAAGAUGAUGCAGAAGCAGAGAGUAGUACACCCACAAUAGCAGUCAAGAUGGAAGAGGGUGCUUCUGUUGAAGGUGAAGGUGUGGGCAGUGGACAUGUGAGUGAGGGCAGUCAAAGCCCAAGUUCUUUGGAAGAUCCAGAGGAAGACCCAACCCGCACAGUAUGUGAAGCUUGUAACAUACGUUUUAGCCGCCAUGAUACCUAUGUGGUGCACAAACGAUACUACUGUGCUUCUAGGCAUGACCCUCCCUUACGCCGUAGUGGAAUCAGCAAACCUGGCCCACCAUACACUCCUCAGCCAACACCAAGAACUCGCAAACGGCGAAAGUUGUACGAGAUUCACGGCGUAACACCGGCAGAGGUAACCCCACCAGCUCUACACCCUUUGGCCAGGAUUGAAGCUCUUCCUCUCAUGCCAGGCUUGAUACCAGCCCCAGGUGUGCCAUCACCCAGCUCUAGUCCUGAUGCUGCUGAUGGUCCCAUCGAUCUAAGUAAGAAACCACGUCUAGCAGUUGAAACAACAAUACCACCUCAAGCAGCUGCAGUUGUGCCCUUGGCAGACUACCAUGAAUGUACUGCUUGUCGAAUUAGCUUCAACAACUUGGAAACAUAUCUGGCUCAUAAGCAAUAUUCCUGUCCAGCUGCCCCCCUACAGCAGAAAGCACUGCAGCAACUUCAGAAGAUAAAGUCUCCUUUAACUAAUGUUGGGAAACUUGGAGAAGACAGUGUGAGAGUAAAAGUUGAGCGAAGAACAAGUCUAAGCCCAGUGUCGAUGACUGAUACCAUCCAGCCUCAAGCUCUACCAUUUUCUGCUACUCAAGAGUCAAAGCCAAUUCAACAGUACACCUCAGUGGCAGAAGUGCCCCCUUCUGCCACCUCUUCUUGUCCCUAUUGUCCUAUCAAUGUUGUUAUCAGAGGAGACCUGCUUGAGCAUUUUAGGAGUGUCCAUGGUCUACUCUUGGCCAAACCUACACCAGGUCAUCGACUUCAAGCCGCAUACAUGGAGGUUUUGAUGCCAGCACGGGUGCAACCCAGCAGUGCUUCAGAGAGCAGCUUACCAAGCCCCCCGGUGUCUGCCUCACCAUUGCAACUACCCGGCCUUAGAAGGGACAGUCUCAACUGUAAAGAUCCGACCUCAUCAUCUUCAUCAUCAUCAGCCAAUGGCAGUCCAGUGUUAAUUAGCACACCCAGACCUCGCAUGCCAAGCUCACCAGCCCUUCCUCUGAAUCCCUUGCCUUUGGCUGAACCCAGGAGGGAAGAUGGGCUCAAAGUUACCACCCAUGCCUUGCUUCCUGAGGACAAAGCUAUGCAGCCCCCGAAAGCAGGUCUGACCUCAACACUCCCUAACGGGAACCAUAGGUACUGCCGCCUCUGCAAUAUAAAGUUUAGCAGCCUGUCGACAUUUAUUGCCCACAAAAAAUAUUACUGUUCGUCUCAUGCUGCUGAGCAUGUAAAAUAACACACAGCAACUGCCAAGUAAGCGACCAUAACUGUUGGAGACCAAGUUGACUGAGGACAUGGUGGAUAAAUUCCAUAAAAAGGUAUCUUAUAUACCUUCAAAUGCAACCUCUAUAAGUGAGAAUAGCCCCCCAUGCAAGAUGCAUUCACUGUCCAAUUCUUCAAACAGAAUGGCUUGGUUGGAGAACUAGUGGUGCUACCGUGACCCACGACCACAUUAGACAAAAGGCAACUGGACUAAAUUGCUAUUUGGUGGUGCAUCAAGUCUCAGAUCUGCAUGGAGUUAAAACUGUUCUAUGAACUGGUGGGCGAUAGUAAAUCCCAACUCACUGAACUCCCUUUCUAAUCUACAACAAGGAAAUGUUACGUUCCAGAUGUUUCAAACUUUGCGCUGGUUAUUGCAAAAAAAAAAAGAAGAAUAACACAGGAAAUUUAACACAAACUCUUAAUUUGUCAUUUUCUCAUUGCCUCCCAAUUAAGCACAAGAAAAAAAAAAACUGUUACAACGGAAGGCAUAUGAAGGCGUUUUGUCUGUGUUACAGGGCGUGGGAAGGGAAUUACAUUUUUUCUAAUAAGUUAUUUUUCAGAUGUAUUUAAAAACAAAAUUUGAAGAAAAAAAAUUCUAAUGUUUUUAUAGGGUAAGAUCUUCACAGAUAUGAAGAGUUAAAUAAAACACACACCUUCUGAAGCGGAGAGACUAAAGUUGCUUCCAAAUCCAUUUACCCAUUCUUGAUUCCUUUAUACAGUGCUAAAAAAAAUUAGACCGACAUGCUAACCUGCACGCCCUUCGAUCACUGACAUCCAUACAUCCAAGGGCUAAAAGAUCAUAUAACCUAGUUUACAAAUGAAGGGUUAAGUUCCCUUGGCAAACACAAGGCAGAUUCUCAUAUAAAAUAAUCUUUUACUGGAGUGGGACUCAAUAAUAAUGAACAGUUACCCUUUCCAAACUGAAGCAGCUGUAUUGACUGGUCCCCUAUUCACUGCAGCAGGCAGUGAUCCUUUUAUACAUUUGCUUGCUAUUUUCUUAGUGUUGUCGGUUGCCAGUUACAUUGAAGGGUACAAGCAUUUUUCCGUUCCAUGUUGUGGGGUGUGAGCAGAUUCUAGCAAUGCCAGCUCUCACCCACUACAUUUUACAAAACUGCAAUUGAGGCAGUUUUCUAAUACACCCAUGCAUAAUUUGCAUAUGAGACUUUGCAGGAGACAUACACUUAGGCUAAUUUGCACUAGAGCAAAAAAAAAUAAAAAAAAAUUCCUAAUUUAAUUAGGAAGAGUAACAGUUUAUCUAAAAUGAAUACCUGAGCUCAUCCCUAUGGACUGUGAUUCAUGGUUGGUCAGGUGCGGUCAGUGGAUUGGGCGUAUAGUAUGGGGGUGUAUUCCGCAACCAAUAGCAGUUCGAGAUUUUGUAACAUUCCAUCCAUUUAGCUGAGAAGGGGCCAUCGGCCUUAGAUAUUGGCAGGCCCCUUCCCCAGCCAUAACAGAUCACUUGGGCUCCUCGAAAGCAAGAACUGGGUAUUGGAGAUAGGGAGGGACUGAGAGCGUCCUUAAAGCACUAUUCAGAUCAACCAUUCGCAAGCAUAUUUUUACCUACUGAUCCCUUGAAGGACUUUCUUUUUUUUAAGGUUGUAUUUUUACAUGAUAUUAAAUAUAACCGAAACUUGGGGGGGGGGGGCGCAAAAGGUUGUGUUAAAAUAGUCCAUAAAGUAUAUUUAUAUAUUAAUAUAGAUACCAAGAGCACUGAUUCACAAAUUAAAACACACAUUUCUGGCAAAUAACUGUGUGUAUAAUUCUGUACAUAAA
Messenger RNA from Pelobates fuscus (common spadefoot toad), 5980 nucleotides. It is a transcript of the gene ZFPM1, whose product is annotated as zinc finger protein, FOG family member 1. Lineage: Eukaryota; Metazoa; Chordata; Amphibia; Anura; Pelobatidae. Gene Ontology annotation, cellular component: nucleus. The coding region runs from base 609 to 4184 and encodes 1191 amino acids. Gene Ontology annotation, molecular function: RNA polymerase II-specific DNA-binding transcription factor binding. The record is from RefSeq and is a predicted model, not a curated record. Gene Ontology annotation, biological process: megakaryocyte differentiation; positive regulation of transcription by RNA polymerase II; heart development. The transcript is spliced from 11 exons.